GAUUGUGAAGGGCGUAGGCCAAGUCCUCACGCAACUGCAUUGCAUCAAUGCUGAUGACUUCGAGGCGCAGUGGCCAGAAAUGCAUCGCUUCAUGCAGGAAGCGGGCGCCUCAGCGCAGGACUGGCGGGAGGCGCUGCUGUGCCGCCCCCACGAGGCGAGGCUCGCCAUCACAGCCGCGCAGGCAACCAGGGUGGAGGACAGGGAGUUCAUGAUAUCGUGCGGCCGUGACCUAGAGGCGGUUGCCCUGAUGCUACCGCACGCUGGAGACUUGGGCGUGACGGUGCAGGCGUCACCGGAAGUUUUGAGGACACCCGCGUGGCAGCAGAUUACCCGGUACCACCGCGGGGACUUGUGGCUCCAUCUUCCAGUCCAGAGCUCAGAGUUCCUGCCCUGCGACGACCUCCUUCAGCCGCUGGUCGUCAGCAGGUGCAGAGUUGUGCUUUUCGAUGGCGGCAUCAGGUCGGCUGCAGGCGUCACGGCUCUGGCAGCCGUCGCGGCCUCAGCGGAGCUGCUCAUCCGCCUCGAGGCUCCGCUGGACCUCUGCGCCCUGCGGGGAAAAUAUAAUUACCUCAGUCAGUAUUACCAGCGGGAAUAUCAGUGUCGUUGUUAG
This is a messenger RNA of Hyalella azteca, 610 nucleotides long. RefSeq lists its product as uncharacterized. The record is from RefSeq and is a predicted model, not a curated record. The annotation marks the transcript as partial. NCBI's taxonomy places the organism in Eukaryota, Metazoa, Arthropoda, Malacostraca, Amphipoda, Hyalellidae. The transcript has 3 exons.